AAUGAAUGAAUAAAAAAAAACAGGAAAGGAAGCAACUUUCGUAUUAUUCUCUUCCCCACUUGAUUGCGAUUUGAGAGAGAUAAAGGUCGAGAAAGUCUUUUCAUCUCCUUCACCCUCAUCGUUUCGCGUCUCUUCUCUUCUCUCUCAGAAAAUGCUCAUCAGAAAUUGUCUCCUUUUUGUUUCCUUGAUGUGUUUUCUCUUCUAAUCUCCGGUGAAACAAAGAACAAAGGAUUCAUAAGACACAAAGCAGAGAAGGAGAGAGAGAUACGAGGCUUUUCUUCAUCUUUAUGGCUUCUAUGACCGAGAAGGAAGCUAUGGUGGAUCCUUUUCUGGUCGAGGCUCUUCAAAAUCCUCGUCAUCGUCUCACCAUUUUGCGAAUGGAGCUUGAUAUACAGAAGUUCUUUCAAAACCCUGAGCAGCUUCAGUUCGAAUUCCCGCCUUUUCCAACAUCGUACCUGCGUCUUGCUGCACAUCGAGUUGCUCAGCAUUAUGGACUAGUAACCAUGGCUUUGGACAAUGGUACUGGUGCAGGAGAUGGAUCCGAUAACAGAAUCCUCGUGACGAAGACAGCGGAAAGUAGAUUUCCUUAUGUCUGCUUAUCCGAAAUCCCUGUGAAACAACCUGAGAAUGGUAGACCCGAGGGUUUCAAAAUCGCUAUCAAGCCUAGACCCAAGAGAGGAUCUGGUUGUGGGGGUAGCGGAUCAGGAGUACAGCAGAAUCUUUUGAGAAGUGUUGAGGAGAGAAAGGAAGAGUAUGAUAAAGCUCGCGCUCGGAUCUUUAAUAGUCCUAGCAGUUCCGACUCUGAAGAUUCUUCAUCACUACGACCUCCCUCUCUUGAAGUGAGAAACACAUGUAUAAACCGGAAUGAGACUGAAGUGGCGGUUAAUAAUAGUCCUGUCGAUGCUGUUACUCGAGACUCUGGACGGACUUCUCGAGUAGCCAUUAUCAGAGAUAGAGAGAAAGAUCGAUAUGACCCGGAUUAUGACAGGAGCUAUGACAGGUAUGUCGUGGAUCCGGCCUACAGGUACGUUAGGGUUAUGCCGUCUGGCCAAAGCUUCAGUCCAAUGCCAAUCCAUAUUCCGUUUCACGAUGGGUUUUUCCCGCAUAUGCCAAGAGGUCAUCAAGCCAACCUAAACUAUGGGCAUCCGCUUAACCCUGCUUUGAGUCCCUUUACUCAUAACGUGGCUUCAUAUACACCGUGGCCAAACUCACCCGUUAUGAACUAUGCACAGCCGUUGAACGGCUCAGACACAAAUCUUUACAGGUAUCCUUCUGCAAGUAAUCCCUGACAGCAAGAGUAGUGUUUGAGUACUUCAAUGUCUGUAAUGAAAAGCAGAUUCUAUAGAUAUUAGCCUUUAGGAGCUCCCUGUUCUGUUCCGAACAAUGGCUACUUCUUUCUUAUAUAACAAACAAGACAUCUACUUUUUUAUAUCUCUGAAUUAUAUUAUUAUCGAACUUUGAAUGAGCUUCAGAGACGACGAGACAGAAACCAAAUCUUUGAUGAUAGCUUUUCCUCUUAUGGUGAAGUAAAUUGUCAAAGGAAAUUGGAACUAGAUUCUUAAAUGCUACUAUAUUUUAAAAAAUGGAAAAUGAUUGUUUUUCGUUACAUAAAAGAAGAACAUGAGGUGGUGAAGGCAUGAAGGGUCCUUUUCUAAGUU
This is a messenger RNA of Arabidopsis thaliana (thale cress), 1658 nucleotides long. Its product is annotated as Single-stranded nucleic acid binding R3H protein. The transcript has 4 exons. NCBI's taxonomy places the organism in Eukaryota, Viridiplantae, Streptophyta, Magnoliopsida, Brassicales, Brassicaceae. The record is from RefSeq and is marked reviewed. Gene Ontology annotation, molecular function: nucleic acid binding. The coding region runs from base 288 to 1289 and encodes 333 amino acids.